Molecule: messenger RNA, 684 nt
Organism: Penicillium canariense
Lineage: Eukaryota; Fungi; Ascomycota; Eurotiomycetes; Eurotiales; Aspergillaceae
Exons: 1
Coding region: 1-684 (227 amino acids)
Cellular component (GO): nucleus; cytoplasm
Molecular function (GO): ribonucleoside-diphosphate reductase inhibitor activity
Source: RefSeq, a predicted model, not a curated record
AUGGCAACAUCCAAUAGCACGCUCUCCAAGCGCCGCCGCUUCCAGGCCCCUAUCACGAAUUUCUUCCCCUCAGUUCCCCUAGAGUCUCAAUCCGCCGAUGGCCAGUCGGUAUCACAUAACCACUAUUCUGCCUCGACGUGCUCUGCAAUCCCCGUGGUCCCGGCCAAGGUGCAGGCCUCACUUCUCUCGGUCGGAAUGCGGGUCCGAAAAUCUGUUGCCGAUGGAUACAAGACCCAUAUGGCGAUGAAAGCCGAGCAAGUCAAGCCUGCUGUUAUAGCUCAGCCUUACUACGGCAACGUCAGUCACGCUGAACUUGCGCCCUUUUCUGGCAUCUCCAAAUCCUCUCACGACCCACACUCACUUGUCACCGACGACGGUGAUGCCUUCUCUCUUCCUCCCAGCAGCCAGGAAUCUACUACAUCGACCGCGUCGUUCAUCAGUGCGGUUAACGGCCAGAAACGGUCGUUGGAUUUCGAGGAUAAUGUAUAUGCCGACGAUGAUUUUGGCAGUGAGUCCUGGCAAGAUGUUCCUCGAGGACGUACUAUUCUAUCUCCGAGACGCCGUCUGCUCGCUCCGCGUAAUACCAAGCAGACCACGAUGGACUUGGAUGAUUUCGAAGAAGCAUCUUUCCUCCGUCGACGGGAGGAAGUGGAUUUGGACUACGUGGAGAUGGACUGUGCUUGA